Molecule: messenger RNA, 1638 nt
Organism: Pleurotus ostreatus (oyster mushroom)
Lineage: Eukaryota; Fungi; Basidiomycota; Agaricomycetes; Agaricales; Pleurotaceae
Exons: 4
Coding region: 1-1638 (545 amino acids)
Cellular component (GO): RNA polymerase II transcription regulator complex; nucleus
Molecular function (GO): DNA-binding transcription activator activity, RNA polymerase II-specific; transcription cis-regulatory region binding
Source: RefSeq, a predicted model, not a curated record
AUGGCUUCUGCCUCCACCACUCCCGCACAAGCGUCCUCAAGCGUUCUCUGGGCUACCCCAUCUAAAGAAUGGGUUAUACAGCCCAAACCGAAGCCUGGGCGAAAGCCGAAGAAAGACACAACCACACCCGCUAAGGCCGAAGAGGAUCCGGAAAGUAAAGGGAGGCGCGUUCAGAAUAGGGCAGCACAACGUGCAUUUAGAGAACGCAAGCAGUCCCAGCUUGCCGAGCUCCAGGCUCGGGUUCUCUCUUACGAACAAGGAGAAAUAGAGCGCAAUGUCGCCCUACAAAAUAUUGCUAAGAGGCUAAAGGAGGAAAAUGAGAAACUUCGCUCUGAGAAUGCAUUUCUUAGAGAGAGGUUACUCAAGCUCGAGCAGGACGGUAGCAAUCAAGUCAUAGACAAGAAGCGCUCGAGGGCUACUUCGCCUACCUCCGCGCUUUCCACGAGGAAGAGGUCUAGAACAUUGACGGCAGAGGCAUCAAAUCCUAUGACUGUGUCGCCACUAUCAGCCGCCUAUCUCCCAUCCCCUCCAUCUAUGGUCUCUUCCCCGGACUCAAAUGGGUCGUGUGAAACGCGAUUCUCCCCUCUUCCCCUUGAAGUCCACUCUGCCGACUUGAAUGGCGACUCGUCCUUGCCGGGGAUGCUUAACUUUUCUGCCACAAAGCAGAAUAUCACCAUGGCUAAUUAUGAGCCCGCCGUGUUCCCACAAUUUGAUUGCGGCUUCUGCAACGAGGACACGCCUUGUGUCUGCAGAGAGUUGGCUAUGCAACAACAAGCAGACGCCGAGCGCAUGAAUGCAACGAACCUCAAAAUAGAAGCAGCCGAACAGUCACGAUUUAUCGCCCCGCUCGAGGGAACGAUCCGUCUUGAUCCGUCGCCUGCGCCUAACCAACUCUCCAUCUUAGACAACCUCCCCGCUUACAAGCCACCAGUCCCCCUCAAGCGCCGUGCCGCCAAAUCCUUCCCAGGAGUGAUCUUCCCCGUUAUCCCUGCCUCCCAGACCUCUCGGGCUACGUGCACAGGCGACCCUUCAAACUGCUCAGCUUGUUCUGAUGAUUCCUUCGGUCAGGCUUUUUGUGCUGCCGUUGGAAAGAGCUCGUCUACGAUAGCCCCAUGUGACAAUUGCCCCUGCGGUGAAACCUCCGCAGCGUUUGGCGAAGCUCAGACAGAGUCUCAUACAUGUAGUCAUCGCACGAUGGCGUCCCUACCCCGGCCUGCCGUAUCCCCAUACCCCAUUGAUGAGGACACCAUGCCUACCAACCAUGCCUGGAAGCAGCUCAAGGCCCAUCCCAAUGUCGAGUUCUCUGACCUAGAACUGCUCGCGGAUGUAGUCGCCCGUCGCUCCAAGUGCACGGGACCUCGAGUCGUAAUAUCGCCUGCCCCUGGUAGCAUCACUCCUGAGCGUCUACCAUCACCUGUCCCCCCGCAUAACGACGCGGCGGGCGCAGACCAGCAGUCCGUCCUUCUGACAGAUCCACACGCGCGAUACCGUGAAAGGGAGCACCUGCGGUCACCUCCUCCCCGAUUGGUACCAGAAGAGAUCUUGAUUCAAUGUGGGCGCCAACGCAUCCGGGAAGUAUCUACCAAUGCUGUUCAACACGCCCUGCGCCUUCUCGAUGCUAAAUAUUCUAGAUCGUGA